Molecule: messenger RNA, 3167 nt
Organism: Nannospalax galili (Upper Galilee mountains blind mole rat)
Lineage: Eukaryota; Metazoa; Chordata; Mammalia; Rodentia; Spalacidae
Product: zinc finger protein 729-like
Exons: 6
Coding region: 375-3167 (930 amino acids)
Biological process (GO): regulation of cytokine production; regulation of immune system process; negative regulation of transcription by RNA polymerase II
Source: RefSeq, a predicted model, not a curated record
GCGCGGGGAGGGCCCCGAGCACGCAGAGCUCCGGGAACUGCUGAGCCGUUGGGGACGAGAUUCACUCCUUGCGGACGUGGUUUCCCAGCUACGGGUGUUAAAGGUGCUUUUCCUCUGACCUUUCUGUGGAAAGACUUCCAGCACUCUGUUGACUAGGAGAGGAGUGAGUAGACACACUUGUUGGAUGUGGAAGAAAUGCUUAUUAUAUAGCUUGCAUGAUUUAAAGGAACUUUCCAUCCAUCUCUACCCUUUUGAUGAUGUUGAUCGUGAAGGUUCAAUGGAUUUUCUGUGAACUUAAAAGAAGUUUUUCCAAAGAACUUCGGGUUUUGUAUAGGUAAAAUUGCCUCCAAAGGAAACUCACCAAGGAAAGAGCAAUGGCUUGUGCUCAGGAUGAAUUGGCACUCAAAGAUGUGGCCAUAGAAUUCUCCCAGGAGGAGUGGGAAUGCCUAGACUCGCCCCAGAGGACUUUGUACAGUGAGGUGAUGUUGGAGAACUACCACAAUCUGGUGUCAGUUGGUCUUGUUUUGUAUAAGCCAUACCCGGUCUUCUGCCUGGAGCAAAAGAAAGAUCCCUGGAAUGUGAAGAGAGGGGAGACUGUAGCCAAAGAACCAGGAACUUGGGAGUCAAUGAAGGAAGCAAUUUCAACUCCUAGAAGACAUCAGAAAAUUCAUACAGAAGAGAAACCAUACAAAUGUGAAGAAUGUGGAAAGUCCUUUAGUCAAAUAUCAUAUUUUAGAGCACACCAAAGAAUUCAUACUGGUGAGAAACUCUUCAAAUGUGAAGAAUGUGAAAAGUCCUUUAUGUGGAUAUCAUUUCUUAGAGCACAUCAAAGAAUUCAUACUGGUGAGAAACCCUUCAAAUGUGAAGAAUGUGACAAGUCCUUUAUGUGUGUAUCAUAUCUUAGAGCACAUCAAAGAAUUCAUACUGGAGAGAAGCCCUACAAAUGUGAAGAAUGUGACAGGUCCUUUACUGAGAGCUCGGCACUUAGGAAACAUUACAGAAUGCAUACUGGAGAAAAACCGUACAAAUGUGAAGAAUGUGGAAAGCCCUUUAGCCAAAUAUCACAUCUUAGAACACACCAAAGAAUUCAUACUGGUGAGAAACCCUUCAAAUGUGAAGAGUGUGACAAGUCCUUUAUGUGUACAUCAUAUCUUAGAGCACAUGAAAGAAUUCAUACUGGAGAGAAGCCCUACAAAUGUGAAGAAUGUGACAGGUCCUUUACUGAGAGCUCGGCACUUAGGAAACAUUACAGAAUGCAUACUGGAGAAAAACCGUACAAAUGUGAAGAAUGUGGAAAGCCCUUUAGCCAAAUAUCACAUCUUAGAACACACCAAAGAAUUCAUACUGGUGAGAAACCCUUCAAAUGUGAAGAGUGUGACAAGUCCUUUAUGUGUACAUCAUAUCUUAGAGCACAUGAAAGAAUUCAUACUGGAGAGAAGCCCUACAAAUGUGAAGAAUGUGACAGGUCCUUUACUGAGAGCUCGGCACUUAGGAAACAUUACAGAAUGCAUACUGGAGAAAAACCGUACAAAUGUGAAGAAUGUGGAAAGCCCUUUAGCCAAAUAUCACAUCUUAGAACACACCAAAGAAUUCAUACUGGUGAGAAACCCUUCAAAUGUGAAGAGUGUGACAAGUCCUUUAUGUGUACAUCAUAUCUUAGAGCACAUGAAAGAAUUCAUACUGGAGAGAAGCCCUACAAAUGUGAAGAAUGUGACAGGUCCUUUACUGAGAGCUCGGCACUUAGGAAACAUUACAGAAUGCAUACUGGAGAAAAACCGUACAAAUGUGAAGAAUGUGGAAAGCCCUUUAGCCAAAUAUCACAUCUUAGAACACACCAAAGAAUUCAUACUGGUGAGAAACCCUUCAAAUGUGAAGAGUGUGACAAGUCCUUUAUGUGUACAUCAUAUCUUAGAGCACAUGAAAGAAUUCAUACUGGAGAGAAGCCCUACAAAUGUGAAGAAUGUGACAGGUCCUUUACUGAGAGCUCGGCACUUAGGAAACAUUACAGAAUGCAUACUGGAGAAAAACCGUACAAAUGUGAAGAAUGUGGAAAGCCCUUUAGCCAAAUAUCACAUCUUAGAACACACCAAAGAAUUCAUACUGGUGAGAAACCCUUCAAAUGUGAAGAGUGUGACAAGUCCUUUAUGUGUACAUCAUAUCUUAGAGCACAUGAAAGAAUUCAUACUGGAGAGAAGCCCUACAAAUGUGAAGAAUGUGACAGGUCCUUUACUGAGAGCUCGGCACUUAGGAAACAUUACAGAAUGCAUACUGGAGAAAAACCGUACAAAUGUGAAGAAUGUGGAAAGCCCUUUAGCCAAAUAUCACAUCUUAGAACACACCAAAGAAUUCAUACUGGUGAGAAACCCUUCAAAUGUGAAGAGUGUGACAAGUCCUUUAUGUGUACAUCAUAUCUUAGAGCACAUGAAAGAAUUCAUACUGGAGAGAAGCCCUACAAAUGUGAAGAAUGUGACAGGUCCUUUACUGAGAGCUCGGCACUUAGGAAACAUUACAGAAUGCAUACUGGAGAAAAACCGUACAAAUGUGAAGAAUGUGGAAAGCCCUUUAGCCAAAUAUCACAUCUUAGAACACACCAAAGAAUUCAUACUGGUGAGAAACCCUUCAAAUGUGAAGAGUGUGACAAGUCCUUUAUGUGUACAUCAUAUCUUAGAGCACAUGAAAGAAUUCAUACUGGAGAGAAGCCCUACAAAUGUGAAGAAUGUGACAGGUCCUUUACUGAGAGCUCGGCACUUAGGAAACAUUACAGAAUGCAUACUGGAGAAAAACCGUACAAAUGUGAAGAAUGUGGAAAGCCCUUUAGCCAAAUAUCACAUCUUAGAACACACCAAAGAAUUCAUACUGGUGAGAAACCCUUCAAAUGUGAAGAGUGUGACAAGUCCUUUAUGUGUACAUCAUAUCUUAGAGCACAUGAAAGAAUUCAUACUGGAGAGAAGCCCUACAAAUGUGAAGAAUGUGACAGGUCCUUUACUGAGAGCUCGGCACUUAGGAAACAUUACAGAAUGCAUACUGGAGAAAAACCGUACAAAUGUGAAGAAUGUGGAAAGCCCUUUAGCCAAAUAUCACAUCUUAGAACACACCAAAGAAUUCAUACUGGUGAGAAACCCUUCAAAUGUGAAGAGUGUGACAAGUCCUUUAUGGUGAUGAAUUAA